UCAGAUGCGGAAGAGGGAUGCAAAGGAGAUGGCUGAACUUAGAUAGCCCUGUGUUUGUGGAUAUCUUCAUCAUGGAGCUUUUCCAGAGGACAGAGUGGAGCAGAGGGCGACUGCUUGUCCUCUCGCUUGUACUUGGAUGGUGUUUCGGAUCCGUGAAAUGUUUCGGGCAGAGCCUGGACAGCGAGUUAACGUUUCUGCUGCCAGCUGGAAGAUCCGAGUGUUUCUUUCAGACGGCAAUCAAAAAUGGUACGAUGGAGGUCGAAUAUCAGGUCAUAGCAGGUGCAGGUAUGGACGUAGACUUCACCAUCCUCACUCCAGAUGGCAUCAUGGUUGUCAUUGAGUCAAGACGCUCUGACGGAGUCCAUGUGGUGGAGCCGACGGAGGCGGGGGACUAUCAGAUCUGCUUUGACAACGGCUUCAGUCGCUUUUCAGAGAAGAUGGUGUUUUUCGAGAUCAUCAUUGAGGGCCAAGGAGGUGAUGUGGGAGGAGAUGAGGAGUGGGCAGGACUAGAUGAGCCUGAUGGAAGCCUUCUGGAGUACAAGCUGGAGGACAUCCGGGAGUCCAUGGACUCUCUACACAGACGCUUGGAGCGCAGCCGGCAGAUGCAAACAGUGCUGCGAGCUUUUGAGGCACGGGACCGAAACCUCCUGGAGGACAAUCUGUGGAGGGUGUCUUUCUGGUCCUGUGCCAGCAUGUUGGUGAUGCUGUGUGUGGCCCUCACACAGGUCUACACUGUCCGUAAACUGUUUGACGACAAGCGGAGAGUCUGCACAUAGAGACAAGAGAGACCGCCUGGGAGAAAAACAAAAUGUUCAACUGGUUACUUGUCAGAUACAGGUCCACUACUUUUCAUUCUGUCCAUGCAUGGAGCAGCUGAUUGAGAGCAAUAAUGACCUAUUGUUACAUCAGGGAGAGUAGCCAGAUGCUUUAAAGGAAGUUUAAUUUAUUUCAUUUUGAUGCGUUUAAUAUCAAAUCUCACCCUAAAGUAAUGAGGAACUUCUAUCUAAAAGGCACAUUUAUUUACAAAACAGUAUAGAUCAGUGCAGAUCUCUGCUGUUGAAAUUAGUGAGAGAAUUUUGGACCUCACAAUAGGUGGAACAUUUCUUCCCUAAUGAAAAAGACGGUUUAAAUGACAAAUAUUAAAAUGUGAUUUGCAGAACUUCUAGUUAACCAAUUUAAGGGGAUAACGGUGUGCAAUAGUGUUGUUGGCGUAUUUGUUCUUCCUUAUAAUUUAGGAAUCUUUCAUAUUUGUUAUUCUUCCUUGGCUAUACUCCUUUAGUUUGUGUUGAAAAGUUACUGACUUAUUUUAACGUGCCAGUUUAAAGUCAAUGCUGAGAUGACGACAAAAAGAAUGUAAAGAAAGUGUGAGACUUAAAGUUUGAUAAAUGCCAAUAUGAACUUCUAUGUCUGAGCUAAUCCUGAUCAAUAAGUGGUAGGUACAGGUUUGCCACUUCAGAAGUACUGAUCAGAAUGUGUCGGUAUAAACUCACUGAUUGUUAGUUUGUUUGAGCUUUUAAAAUCACCAAACUCACUUUUUUAGAUGUACGUGUGUCAAAAUGAUGUGAUCUUUGGUUUUGCUUAGUCAGCAGGUGUUUUUUUUUCUAAGAACAGUUUCAGUACAUCAAGUAAGGUUUUCAUGGAUGUCAUCAAUAUGAAUAAAUGCAUUUUUUUACACUGAAA
Molecule: messenger RNA, 1680 nt
Organism: Cheilinus undulatus (humphead wrasse)
Lineage: Eukaryota; Metazoa; Chordata; Actinopteri; Labriformes; Labridae
Gene: tmed1b
Product: transmembrane p24 trafficking protein 1b
Exons: 5
Coding region: 18-776 (252 amino acids)
Biological process (GO): endoplasmic reticulum to Golgi vesicle-mediated transport; Golgi organization; intracellular protein transport
Cellular component (GO): COPII-coated ER to Golgi transport vesicle; endoplasmic reticulum-Golgi intermediate compartment; Golgi apparatus
Source: RefSeq, a predicted model, not a curated record